AUGGGGGAUAGGGAUAUUGCCCCAAUAGUGGAGAAUCAAAUGGAAAAGAACAUGGAACAUGAAAUGGAGGAGGAUGAAGAGCCUGGACGACCAAAAGGCAAUCGCUGCCCACUAUAUCCAGCGCUUGCUAGGCUGCGACCGCCACGUCUGAAGCAGCUCUGGGUUGGGAAGUAUGGCGACCCUCAAGAUGCAGAGCUUUGGGACUGGUACACGGUGAAGGGGCACCGAGAGGUCCACGAGCGAGCCCCAUCUUUCAGCACCGCCCCAUUGAGGGAGCAGAAGACAAGUUCGAAUCCGGAACGCUGGCGUCAUUCCUCGGUCCCCUUUGCCAGCCAGCCAAGCCGGAUCCGAGAUGCCCGAGAGCGUGGCGAUCGGAUCGCCACUGUUCUCCUGGCAGAGGGCGUGAGCUGCCGCCUCUUCAUCCCGAGUGCUCUUCAGCAUCUGUUCGGUGAGGACCAGCGAGGUUUGUUUACUCGGUCACCCACAAACGGCGAAGCUGCCUUUCCAGUGCUGACGCCAUCCUCAGGACGGUCUGCGCUUGACGAGGAAGUCGGGCUGCUCGACAUUUCUCCUGGCAUGGUGGAUGAGAGCGGGAAUGCUUUGAAGUUCCUUCAGAUUGUUGCAGUGAAGCCCUCUGAGGUGGAGAAGUAUCGGAUGAGCGCUCCAUUCUUUGUUGUUAUGGAGCUGCCCACCGUUGUUACGGUCACUCAUCCGUGCUACGGCAAGCAGAGACCUGAGGACCUGGGCGUUGGAUGUGCUCGGCACUGGCUGGUCAGGCUAGCAUCGUCACUGAGGAUGACGUAUGCAUUCUUCCUGGAUGAUUCGGUGAGGUCCUGGCGAGGAGUGACCUUGGCCGAAGAUCAGCACAACCUUUUCGGAGUGUCAUCCAGCUCCAGAGCAAAAUUCACGCCAGUUCCCCUUGCAAAGGUCAUGUCGUACUUGACUGCGCCGGAAUUUGAGGAAAUAUCUGCCUUCACGGCAUUCGGAUUCGCCAGGAUGGCUCCGGAGCUCAUUUAUUGCAGCAAGGCUUUCAGAAGGGCGCAGGUUUACUCUGGUUUCCUUCUGAACGUCAAGAAGGUCGAAGAGGAAGGCUUGAACUACAGGCAGGAGGUCUUCGUUUGGGAGGAACGGUCCAAUGUUGCCCCACUGGGCUCACGCUUUGCAAAUCGAUCUGCAAUCAACUUCACGAAUCAGCACCUGGUAGCGAACACUACGCAGUACGUAGACUAUGCGAUGCUCAGCGGAUGUCGGUUCCAGUCGUUUGCGUUCGAUGGCUCGGAUCUGACCGGGCGGGUGGCCGACUCCAAGCUUGAAGACUGGAAGGCUGCAGUUCAGCGAGGAUCUGUGAAGGUGAAAGAGUUCACCAAGAGGCUACAGGCCCAAGAGGAGUCGUUGCUGCAGUGCGUGGACGUCGCAUACCGGCUGGUCCUGGCAGAAGGGGUUCGUUCGGGCAUCAUCGCCACGUGCAGGGAGCUGUCGCUUUGGCCGCCCAUCCCGAGCCCUGCUGUAGAAGCCGAUGAUUGCUGUUUCCAAGACACUUCCGCACCACUCCCGGUCAUUGCGCAGAGGGCUUUCAAUGAUGAGCAGCGGCGUGUGAGUCACGAAAGUUUCCGCCAGCUCUACAAGAAGGCCACCACUGCCUCUUUCUUGGUGGACUUUGCUGCAGAGGCCGGGCUCACACUCCCUGACCUGCAGAACUCUCGGACAAUGCUGGAGGAGUUUAUGCAGCGGGUAGAGGAGUGGACGGAGCGCGGCAGCCGCUUUCACCUUUGCCCACUCGCAAAGGCCAGAAAUGCGUUGGUCACAGGCCUGGGUCAGGGCGGAAUGGCGGCGGAAACAGCACGUGAGCUCGUGGCGCAGCGCUGGUCCAAAAACUGGGAGACCAGGGCGGGCACGGCUGUGAAUGUAGCGACUGCUGCCCUGGCAAUCGGCGCGAGUGUCGCGGCCCUCCGCAGGGUGUCGCGGCCGAGGUAG
This is a messenger RNA of Symbiodinium pilosum, 1974 nucleotides long. NCBI's taxonomy places the organism in Eukaryota, Dinophyceae, Suessiales, Symbiodiniaceae. The record is from the annotation of a GenBank genome assembly.